This is a messenger RNA of Pisolithus orientalis, 599 nucleotides long. RefSeq lists its product as uncharacterized. The transcript is spliced from 2 exons. The record is from RefSeq and is a predicted model, not a curated record. Bases 29 to 481 code for a protein of 150 amino acids. Lineage: Eukaryota; Fungi; Basidiomycota; Agaricomycetes; Boletales; Pisolithaceae.
AGGCCAGCGCGCGGGAGAUUCCUAUGUCAUGGAAACGAUAGAAUCCUUGGUGCAAGAACGGGUCGUUCAACUUCGAGCAGUUGCACAGCACAGAAAUGAGCUCCUCCGACAAAUGUAUUAUAUGAUGCGCCAGCGACACCGAGCAGGGUCUAUCAUGGAUGAGCUUGACCAGGUGGAAGAUGAUACAGAUGGUCUACAUGAGUUUAUGGACAGGUUCGACUUGGACAAGAAGUGCGUGGGGAGUUCUGUUGCAGCACGGUGCGCUGAAACACGUCCUUUCCCAGUCCUGAAUCCGGCAUGGUGUCCAAUCUCUCGGAAGACGAUCUAUUCGUUCCUUUCCUGCUUCCAUCAGAUACGGAACAAGACGCCAGUGGUGAUGACGAUGUCGAUGUCGAUUCUCCAAUGUCAGAACCUCCAGCAUCACCUCGUCCGAGGUCACUCAUGGAAGUCGACGAGCCUGAAGUCGAGAUGGUGUCUAUGACAGUUUCACCUCCACCAACAACUCCUUCUAGCGUGUCUCGUAAGCGACCCAUGGAGGAAGAGGAGGAGGAAGAAGCCGAAGAGGAGGAAGAGGAAGAAGAGGAAGAGGAAUAUCGACC